AUGGAGCUUGCGCAGGACGACCUGGCCGCGGACGCAGGCUGCGAGGAGAGCGAGGACGCGCAACCGCCUCCGCCCGCGGACGCACGCUGCGAGGAGAGCGAGGACGCGCAACCGCCUCCGCCACCACUCGAACGUGAAAUAUGCGUCCGCUUGGACCCGCAGAACGAGUGCUUCGACGUGCUUGACCGGCACGAUGGGCUCGG
Messenger RNA from Emiliania huxleyi CCMP1516, 203 nucleotides. RefSeq lists its product as hypothetical. The record is from RefSeq and is a predicted model, not a curated record. NCBI's taxonomy places the organism in Eukaryota, Haptophyta, Isochrysidales, Noelaerhabdaceae. The transcript has a single exon. The annotation marks the transcript as partial.